AUGGCUGCCCCCGCCAGCAAGUUCAAGGUCGCUGACCUGUCCCUUGCCGCCUUCGGCCGCAAGGAGAUUGAGCUCGCCGAGAAUGAGAUGCCUGGUCUAAUGGCCAUUCGAAAGAAGUAUGCCGCAGACCAGCCCCUUGCCGGUGCCCGUAUCGCCGGUUGCCUGCACAUGACUAUCCAGACCGCUGUCCUGAUCGAGACCCUAACGUCUCUUGGUGCUGAAGUUACCUGGACUUCUUGCAACAUCUUCUCCACCCAAGACCACGCCGCCGCUGCCAUUGCUGCUGCUGGUGUCCCCGUCUUCGCCUGGAAGGGUGAGACCGACGAGGAGUACAACUGGUGUCUAGAACAGCAAUUGUCCGCUUUCAAGGAUGGCAAGAAGCUUAACCUCAUCCUCGAUGACGGUGGUGACUUGACCCACCUUGUCCACGACAAGUACCCUGAGAUGCUCAAGGACUGCUUCGGUGUCUCUGAGGAGACUACCACUGGUGUCCACCACCUUUACCGCAUGUUGAAGAACAAGACUCUGCUCGUCCCAGCCAUCAAUGUCAACGACAGCGUUACCAAGAGCAAGUUUGACAACCUCUACGGCUGCCGUGAGUCUCUGAUCGACGGUAUCAAGCGCGCCACCGAUGUCAUGAUUGCUGGCAAGAUCGCUGUCGUUGCCGGUUUCGGUGAUGUCGGUAAGGGCUGUGCCAUGGCUCUUCAGGGUAUGGGUGCUCGCGUCCUCGUUACUGAGGUAGACCCCAUCAACGCCCUCCAGGCUGCCAUGGCCGGUUUCCAGGUUACCACAAUGGAGAAGGCUGCUCCUUCUGCCCAGAUCUUCGUCACCACCACCGGCUGCCGAGACAUUCUGGUUGGAAAGCACUUCGAGGCUAUGCCUAAUGAUGCUAUCGUCUGCAACAUUGGUCACUUUGAUAUCGAGAUUGACGUUGCCUGGUUGAAGAAGAAUGCCAAGAGCGUCCAAAACAUCAAGCCCCAGGUCGACCGCUUCCUCAUGGCAAACGGCCGACACAUCAUUCUCCUAGCCGAGGGCCGUCUUGUCAACCUGGGUUGUGCCACUGGUCACUCAUCUUUCGUCAUGUCCUGCUCUUUCAGCAACCAAGUGCUUGCUCAGAUUAUGUUGUACAAGGCCCAGGACAAGGCCUUUGGCCAGAAAUAUGUUGCCUUCGCCAAGACGGAAAAGCUUUCCGUGGGUGUCUAUGUGUUGCCUAAGAUUCUUGACGAGGAAGUGGCCAGACUCCACUUGUCUCAUGUCAACGCUGAGGUUACACCCCUCACCAAGGUACAAAGUGAAUACCUCGGACUAGACGUUGAGGGUCCUUACAAGAGCGACCAGUAUGUUUUACCUCCUUAUUCAUAUCCUCACUAA
Messenger RNA from Hypoxylon fragiforme, 1371 nucleotides. RefSeq names its product Adenosylhomocysteinase. The record is from RefSeq and is a predicted model, not a curated record. Lineage: Eukaryota; Fungi; Ascomycota; Sordariomycetes; Xylariales; Hypoxylaceae. Bases 1 to 1371 code for a protein of 456 amino acids. Gene Ontology annotation, biological process: L-methionine cycle. Gene Ontology annotation, cellular component: cytosol. The transcript has 2 exons. Gene Ontology annotation, molecular function: adenosylhomocysteinase activity.